Messenger RNA from Bicyclus anynana (squinting bush brown), 1199 nucleotides. Its product is annotated as retinol dehydrogenase 11-like. The transcript has a single exon. The record is from RefSeq and is a predicted model, not a curated record. Lineage: Eukaryota; Metazoa; Arthropoda; Insecta; Lepidoptera; Nymphalidae. The coding region runs from base 116 to 1108 and encodes 330 amino acids.
GUAAAAGUUGAACGCCUCAGUCAGUUGCCGCGGUGACCCAGUCGCUGCAACCGUACAGAAUACACUCGAUAAAUGCACUAAUUUUGUAUUAUUUUCGUGCGCGGAAUUCAUCGAAAUGCUAGCGAUAUUAUAUUUACUUUUGGUAAUCGUUGUCGUGGCUAUGGUAGUAGGCCUCUACCAGAAGAACACGAAUAUAAUAUGCAAGUCGAAGAAAAGGCUCGAUGGGAAAACCGCCAUCGUCACCGGUGGGACGUCUGGCAUGGGAUUGAGAAUCGCCAUGGAUUUCGCUGAUAGAGGUGCGAGAGUGAUCGUCGCUUGUCCUUUUGUAGACGAAGGAGCUACUGGCAGGAAAUUGAUUGUGAGAAAAACUGGCAACGAAGAGGUAAUCUUCAAACUGCUCGAUCUAUCAUCCAACACGUCCAUACGCAAGUUCGCAAACGACAUACUUACAACAGAAAAGAGACUUGACAUUCUGAUAAAUAACGCAGGAGUUGGCACUGUCGACGAAUUUAUCACCAAAGAUGGCUUGAAUUUUAUAAUGCAAGUGAAUUAUUUUGGGACAUUUCUUCUGACUUUACUAUUACUCCCGCUGUUAAAGAAAUCUGGUUCUAUUACAGAGCCAGCGAGAAUAGUGAACACUUCGUCGGUUCUGCAUAACAUUGGAACUGUUAACUUUAAAGUGAUGAACAGAUUAAAUCAUUGGUAUCUAAUACAGUUGUAUGGGAACAGUAAACUAUGUUUGGUCUUAUUUGCUCGGGAAUUGACAAAAAGACUAAAAGGGACAAAUGUUGUAUGUAAUUGCGUCGACCCAGGUGCCGUAGGAACGACCAUUUUCAACUGUAGUGGAAAAUAUUACGGUGCUUUCGUGCAGUUUUUGUUUUCUGUACUGUUCAAGACGCCAUGGGAAGGCGCCCAAACUGCUAUUUACGCAGCGUUAGAUAAGAAAGCUGGCCUUGUGAGCGGCGAGUACUUUAAGAAUUGCAGAACAGGUCAAGCGAAGCAAUGUGCAUACGAUGACAAUUUGGCCAAAGAACUCUGGGAAGAAUCUGUGAAACUUGUUAAGUUAUGUGAUGAUGAACUUGAAGAGUGUUUCAACAAAAACUUAUAAAAUUAACAACCCGAUGAAAUCGCGUUGUUUGAAAAUAAAUAUACAAAAUCAUUUCAUGUAUAAUGCAUGAAUUAAAUUAAUUAUAUACUUA